GAUCAUUAUGAUGAAUCUCUUUAUUUAAAAUUAUUUUGGUACACUGAUUAUGAAACUAAUAGCAGAAACCAUAAGUUUAUCGAUGCAGUUCAUCUCAUUCGCAGAUAUAAACUAAAUCUCUCGUGAUUAUUUGUUUGUUUAAACUGGCAACAACACAAUUUUGUAACUUUUAUUUAAAUUUUUUUCGUCAUUCUAAGUUCCGCUGUAACAAAAAUUUUCAAAGAACGCAAAAAGUAUUAUUUUCUUUGCCGAAACUCAAGUUCUAGAAAUGGCAUCUUUACUUUCAAUUUUCGUGACAUUGUUAAGCAUCGUACUUUCAACAGUUAGAUCGCAAGAAAACGUAGAAUAUACGACGAUCGUGGAAACGACAGUAGCGGAAAAUUCAACAAAGGAGGCUAUGCUAAAAAUUGAGAAGUUCGAGAAAUCUGAGUCAUCAAUUUCGCCAGUAAGUGAAUCCCAAGAGAAAGUGCAAAAUUCGCACGAGCAUCAUGAUAACACGUCAAGAGCUCUAAGCGAAGCUUUUUCACGAGCAGUAAUGGAAAAUGCCACGCAAGCGCAUAUGGAAAAUCCUACACGAGCAGUAAUGGUAGAAUCGAAUUCAAAAACAGCAUCUAUUAGAAAGUUCGAGAGAUCUCAUGAUGAACACGAGACAGAAGUGGAUGAAGUACAACAUACAACUGAAGUACACCAUACAACUGAAAUGCAUGACGUACAACAUACUACUGAUAUACAUGAAGUACAACAUACGACUGAGACCGGAACGGAAAAUUGUACAUUGGCAACACCACCAAUUGGCAGAUUUGAGAGCGAGGGUGCUAACACUGCAAUCAUGAAUGUACCACUUGAGAGUUUCGCUUGUGUUACGUUGAUGUGGUUUGGAUGGUAUAUGUAUCUGCACUAAGACAGAUCUCUCUUUUAACUAUUACCGGGUUGUUAAAUGGUAAAUGAACCACUUUAAGAAACGGAAAAGGAUGAUUCAUUGUAUUUUAAGUCAUAAAAUUUUUAACAGAAUUUUAUUUUCAAAAUUUUGAGUUAUUCUAGUUUGUAUUUAUUUGGCAAAAUGAAAAAUUAAAGUA
This is a messenger RNA of Parasteatoda tepidariorum (common house spider), 1076 nucleotides long. RefSeq lists its product as uncharacterized. Lineage: Eukaryota; Metazoa; Arthropoda; Arachnida; Araneae; Theridiidae. The record is from RefSeq and is a predicted model, not a curated record.